AACGGCGGUCACGCACACGCGCACGUGUAUGCGCACGCACGCCGCACGCAACGCGAGUCGCGAGGCGCUGCGCACGUUUGGGAUUUAUGCGCGCGCUUGACAAUAAACGUACUAGUGCGAGGCAGAUGUUCCUUUCGAUGUUCGACGCGGGAUAUCAGUUGCUUAUGCAAGACAAGUCGAUCGAAGGAUCCCACGGAUCUAGGUUGAUAUUCUCGUCAAAUAAGGAGCAUAUCUUCAUGCGACAGAGGGACGACCGCGCAUUACGGAGUUACGACGGCAUAGUAUUGUAACGAGACGAAAAGAAGCAGAAUCAGUACAGCAUUCAUCUUUAAACAAUGACGACGGUUCUGACGGCUCUAUGUUUGGUAAUUAUUUUAAUGUUGGAUGUCAGUUAUGGAAUUCGAACACUUCGUGUACGACGUUUGGUUGGUGGACAGGACGCCAUCGAAUCUGAGUUUCCUUAUCAGGUGUCCUUAAGAUUCUAUAACUUGCAUAUCUGUAGUGGUGCACUUAUCAGCGACAGGCACGUUCUGAGCGCAGCGCAUUGUAUAUGUGGUCUAAUAGACGAACCUUCUGAAGAACUCACUGUGCGCACUGGAAGCAUUAACUUGAAAGAGGGCGAAAAACACGCUGUUAAAGAUGUCAAAUGCCAUCCUGAUUAUGCGUAUGGCUCCGAGACGUCUUGGACGGCCGAUCUAGUUGUAAUCACGCUUGCUAAAGAAAUUUAUACAUCACCCUCUCAAUCACCAAUUGCUUUAGCAAAGUGCGAUGCACCCGUUGGACAAUAUGCUAUUAUCAGCGGGUGGGGUCGUGUUCAUCCAUUUAGUUGGUUAUCACGAGAUUUGCAAAAACUUUCGGUGCCAAUUAUCGACAAUGACGUCUGUCAGUCUUAUUAUAAAAACACUACUAUUCUUAGUUCUCAAAUUUGUACAUUUGAAAGAAAAGGGAUUGGCGCUUGUAAGGGCGACAGUGGCAGCCCUUUGGUAUAUAAUGGUAUACUGAUAGGUAUAUUUUCAUGGACAAAACCCUGUGCACUUGGUUUUCCUGACGUUUUUGCUAGAGUAAACCACUUUACGAAUUUUAUUGAACAAGCGAUGCAAGAUAAUUAGGAGUAAUUAAUAAUUAAUUAAGCCUAUUACAAGCUUAAUCAGUCCAGCCAUUUUUGUGAUCUAAUAAUCGUAUCUUAGUUCAGUCAUUUGCGCAAAGAUAUCUGAUCUGUCUUUACGUGCGAACACUUGGCGUGAGACACGACCGUCUCUCUAAUAUGUAGUUAAAUGUAAUAGAUUGAAUAAUAAAUAUUUAAAAAAAAA
This is a messenger RNA of Wasmannia auropunctata (little fire ant), 1310 nucleotides long. Its product is annotated as chymotrypsin-2-like. The record is from RefSeq and is a predicted model, not a curated record. Lineage: Eukaryota; Metazoa; Arthropoda; Insecta; Hymenoptera; Formicidae. Gene Ontology annotation, molecular function: serine-type endopeptidase activity. Bases 336 to 1109 code for a protein of 257 amino acids. Gene Ontology annotation, biological process: proteolysis. The transcript has 5 exons.